AUGUUGUCGUUCAGAUCAACGACUCACUCAUUCAAAGGUGAGUGCCCGGAUGUUACAGCACUAUGGGUUCUACCCCUACAGCGUGACACAGCAGCAUGUAUCAGCACUGGAGGCAGCAAGGCAGACACACUCAUCACAGCAGCCAACGUUGUCAUUCAGAUAAACUAUUCGCUCAUCCAAUCUGAGAACUUCUGGGCGUCAUCGCGCACGCUCCUGGGCCACGACUUUGAAACGGAAUUCCUCUACCGAGCCACCCUUACUGCCCCGGGCGGCAUCGGCGGGCUGCCGCCCACAGAAGUGGUUUACUUCCUCACUUUCCUUGCUGCAGUUACCCCAUCUAUGGCAGCCCGACAACCUGCUGCUACAAAUGCAUCCAACACCACCACUCCUCCCACCAUCCCACCUAUCUUUUCUGCUAACGCUACAGCCUCUCCCAACGCCACCACUCCUCCCGGCAUCAACGUCACAGCAGCAAGCAACACCACCGUUCCUCCCAUCCUCCCCAUCGACCCCCCCAGCAGUACCACAGCCCGCAGCAGCAGCAGCACAGUGAGCAACAUCCGCGCUGAAAACACCACCACCACAGAUAGCAGCGACACCACAGCUAGCAGCAACACCACUGGAACCCAGCCUUCUCCCCAGCCUUCUCCCCAGCCUUCUCCCCAGCCUUCCAGUCUCUCCUCCCCAGCUGCAAGCAACACAACCUCCUUGCAGCCUCAGCCGUCCUCCAUCUUCCCCUCCUCCAUGCCCACCCCACGUCGCCCCUUCACGCGUCUCCAAGGCUCCCGCUGCUUCCGCCUGCGCCUCACCCCUCCUCCCGUCGACUCCUUCUGGUCUGUCACCAUUUACAACGCAUCCAACCUCAACCUUUUGGAAGGAGUCAGCAAGUUCGGCGUGGGCGACCGCACUCCAGGCCUUUUGGUCCCUCACUUGACCUCCCCCACCCUCCUCCGCCCCUCCCAUUCCGCUUUCCACGCCUAA
Closterium sp. Naga37s-1 is the source of this 981-nucleotide messenger RNA. The record is from the annotation of a GenBank genome assembly. NCBI's taxonomy places the organism in Eukaryota, Viridiplantae, Streptophyta, Zygnematophyceae, Desmidiales, Closteriaceae.